UUGUGAUUACAAAGCGAAAUUUGCGAAUACUAGAUCGUGUCGCCAACAAACAAAUCGCAUAAAUUCCUUUGUGUCUAAGUUAACAUUUGCCCAAUUUUGCUUCGAGGGUGCACACCAUGGCAUGGUCUUCAUACCAAAAGUUCUUAGCAUUGAUGAUGGUUGUAACUGGUUCCAUAAACACACUUAGUACGAAAUGGGCUGACAAGAUCUCAUCUGUUGGCACGGAUGGCGUCAGUAGAGAAUUUGAUCAUCCGUUCUUACAGGCUGCAGCAAUGUUUUUGGGUGAAAUGCUGUGUCUAUUCACAUUUAAAAUCAUCCAUUGGAGAACUAGGAAUACAGGAGGUCAUCCCCUUACACAGGGCAAUCAAAGCUUCAAUCCCUUCAUCCUAAUGCCAGCUGCAAUGUUUGACUUAAUAGGCACUUCAAUUAUGUACAUUGGUUUAACAUUAACAUAUGCGAGCAGUUUUCAAAUGUUUCGUGGCUCAAUCAUCAUAUUUGUGGCUCUAUUCUCCGUGAUAUUUCUAGGAAAACAAAUCAUCAGGAGAGAGUCUAUUGGUAUAGCGAGCGUGAUCUGUGGGCUGUUCAUAGUGGGCAUAACAGAUUUCCUGUACCAGGCGCCGGGCGACUCGAAGGGGCGCAACAGCCUCAUCACGGGGAACCUGCUCAUCGUGCUGGCGCAGGUCGUCUCCGCCUGCCAGAUGGUCUAUGAAGAAAAAUAUGUAGCAGGUCUAAACAUCCCGUCGAUGCAAGCUGUGGGGCUGGAGGGCGUGUUCGGGUUCUCGGUGCUGUCGGUGCUCUUGGUCGUGUUCUACUUCACCCCCGCGCCCCCGCACUUCGGACACAACCCCCGCGGGGUCGUCGAGGAUGCUAUCGACGGCUUAGUGCAGAUUGGCAAUAGCCCUUUGCUGAUGGUCGCCAUAAUGGGCACAGUGGUGUCCAUCGCGUUCUACAACUUCGCCGGCAUCAGCGUCACCAAGGAAAUGUCUGCCACCACCAGAAUGGUCCUGGAUUCGAUCAGGACAUUGGUAAUCUGGACGGUGUCACUCGGUGUGAAGUGGCAAGCGUUCCACUGGCAACACCUCGUCGGGUUCGGGGUGCUGAUCUUCGGCACGUGCGCGUACAACGGCGUGAUUCCGCCGCCACGUUGCUGGCCCCGUCGCGCGGGAGCGCCGCCUGCGCACGACGAGGAGGCAAUCCAGGUCGCGAACGACGACGCCACAGAGACCGAUUAGAGUAACGAUGGUGCUGCUACAUUUCAAAUAAUACUUUACGGCUAGGGAUCUCUGUAAGCGUAAUUACGCAACAAAAUGACGUUAAGAAAUUUUAACCAUUUUAUUACUAAAACUACGGGCAACUUUUCCGCUUUUUUCUCUCUUUAAUUUUCCUUCAUUUUCUCUAAUGAAGAAAUUCAUAUGAAUAUUUGAAUUUAUUCAAAAAUGGAAUAAGAUUUUAAAUUCGCUCUUUAUAAAAAUAGCAGUUCCAUUCAAUAAACUACAGUGAGAAAUGCCUUACAAGCAAGCCCGCGUACAUGAAACGCGACGGAGACGUCAUCGCCGUUAGAAGUUGUUUAUCCCAUGUACAUACGAUAGCCAAGCACCAAAAACAAAAAAUGCAAACAUUUGACUUCCAUAGACGCCUGUAGUCUUAUGCUCUGGCAUCAGAGCACAUUGAACCAUUUGAAAAACCGUGUAAGCGAGGAAAGUACCCAAUAUUUAUAGGAAACGUGCGAAUUACAGAAUUCGGAGUCAAUAAACCAUCUUUAUGUGUACGGAAGAAAGGAGAACUCGGAAUAAAAUAAGUAAAGCAGAGUUAGUUUUAUUAGCUAAAGGGCCAUCGUUUUAAAAGUGGAGCGGAGAAAAGCUGUGUUCCAGCAAACAAUAGCGUUUCGGAAGUUUUCAAAAUUCUAAUAAAUGUUUACACCCUCGUCCACAUCUCCACUUGUAGCCAAGUGUAAGUAAAAAAAAAAUGUUGUUAGUCGACUUACCGCUCCGCUUUAGCAGAAAGUGGGCCUAAAAAUUCCGCAACAUGGCGGUGGUCGAAAUCGAUUGAACAACCUUUAUGUGACGUGCUAAAUAAUCCAUUCGUUUUAAAAUUAGUUCUUAAAUGGAUUACAUGAUGUUACGUAUAAGCGGCAGCAACUGGGCCACUUGCGCCGCUUCAUUACUUAAUGCCUGCGUGGCGAGAUAUUCUAUACACUGUAUAAGCGAUUACGUACAUUUCUUGAUAUACCUGUGAUAGUUUAUGAAUAAAAUCCUACUCUCCCAAUAAGCUAAAUUUAUCGAAAGUUAGGGACGCUGUGGAGGUUGACGAAAUGUGUGGCAGAAAAGGCUCUGGCCAUUAUUACGAACAAACACAAACGCCACACCCUUUGCGCUGAUCAUGACUGGAUUUGUAAAGCCAGCAACACUAUUCUCCAAAUUGUUUUAAAUAUAUUCAGACUUUUCUAUGUUCGUAAACAUAUUAUUAUGUAAAUAAAUAAUUACAACGAACGUUAUUCAUAUUUGAGAAUAGAAUCAUUCUAAUCGUGUUACGUUUAAAUAAAGCCCGCGAGCAGACGUGUGGCGUAGUAUACGGA
This is a messenger RNA of Hyposmocoma kahamanoa, 2575 nucleotides long. RefSeq names its product solute carrier family 35 member F6 (gene Tango9). The transcript is spliced from 8 exons. The record is from RefSeq and is a predicted model, not a curated record. NCBI's taxonomy places the organism in Eukaryota, Metazoa, Arthropoda, Insecta, Lepidoptera, Cosmopterigidae. The coding region runs from base 117 to 1232 and encodes 371 amino acids. Gene Ontology annotation, cellular component: membrane; intracellular membrane-bounded organelle.